GAUGAACAAUUAUUUGGGUUUCUGUGAUAACAGAUCUGGCUACCUAGCUUGUUAGCGUCGAUCUCAGUAACGAUAUUCAGGUUAGCUGGUCUGCGGUUACAUUGUUGAUUUAGUUUCUUCAGCCACCCAGUUAACAUUAGCAAACUGAUGCUAGUUGUCUAAAACCGUGGGAGGCGAUGGGACGAUGCUGGGGAAAAAGCGGAGGCCUUGGUGCUAACAUUAGCCGUAAGCAGCAUUAUCGCCUCUCAUAGCUGGAUAAAAGACACCAACAGUGUUCAGUAUUGUCACCUGACUUGAAUUGAAUGACAAGUAGUGAGAUAACUAUAAAUAAUUGGAUUGACGGAUUUUUAACAUUUCAAUUCAAUCCAUGUGUUCCCUGCUGCGCUAAAGGGAAAUGGAAGGGGAAGAGUUUAUACCUCCUCCGGAGUGUCCAGUUUUUGAGCCGUCAUGGGAGGAGUUCCAGGAUCCCCUGGGCUACAUUGCCAAGAUCCGUCCUAUUGCAGAGAAGUCUGGAAUCUGUAAAAUUCGACCUCCAGCGGACUGGCAACCCCCGUUUUCAGUGGAGCUUGAUAGCUUUCACUUCACACCCCGCAUCCAGAGGCUUAAUGAGCUGGAGGCUGAGACCAGAGUGAAGCUCAAUUACUUAGAUCGCAUUGCCAGAUUCUGGGAGAUUCAGGGAUCUUCCUUAAAAAUCCCACAUAUUGAAAGGCGCAUUCUGGAUCUCUUCAGCCUGUCAAAGAUUGUGACAGAUGAAGGAGGCUUUGAGAUGGUGUGUAAGGAACGGCGCUGGGCCCGUAUAGCCCAGCGGCUUGGCUACCCACAAGGCAAGAACAUUGGCUCUUUGCUGCGCUCGCACUACGAGAGGAUUGUUUACCCCUUUGAAAUGUUCCAGUCUGGGGCCAGCCUUCCGACUUACAAGCCAAAGCACUAUGAUGGUGAAGAUGUGGACAAAGAGUACAAGCCUCACUCUAUUCCACUGCGACAGUCCGUGCAGCCAUCCAAAAUGAGCAGUUAUGGACGCCGAGCAAACCGGUGCCAGCCUGAUGGUCCAGAGGAUCUGGCCCCCCAUCCUCUCACCACUGGCUCUCAACUCAUCUCUGCGCCUGAACCUACAGAAGAAGACAUAGAGAAGAACCCAGAGCUGAAGAAACUACAGAUCUAUGGAGCAGGGCCUAAGAUGAUGGGACUUGGACUGGUGGCAAGGGAUAAAGGCAUGAGGAAGAAAGAUGAGCUGCCUCAGACAGUUACUGUCAAGGACAGCGUGUCUCCUCCUGCUGGUGAUGUGACGAUCAAAUCAGAGCCACUGGAGCCUGAAGAGAGACAACGUGAUGGGAGGAUGUCCAACCCCCAGCUACCUUCCCACGGUCUUACAGUUAAGACAGUGAAGAAAGAAGAAGUAAAGCAGGAGAACGGGAAAGAGAACAACGGGGAGGUAGAGGAUACAGAUGGACCUUGCACCAAAAUGACCAUGAGGCUUAGACGCAACCUUAACAACCCACAAUGUGUGGAUUCUUUUGUUUGCCGGAUGUGUGGUCGGGGAGAUGACGAUGACAAACUUCUCCUGUGUGACGGCUGUGAUGACAACUAUCACACUUACUGUCUACUGCCCCCACUCGCCGAUCCCCCCAAAGGCAACUGGCGAUGCCCCAAGUGUGUGGUAGAAGAGUGCAAGAAACCUGCAGAAGCAUUCGGCUUUGAACAAGCCACAAGAGAGUACACUCUGCAGAGUUUUGGGGAAAUGGCGGAUACGUUCAAAGCAGAUUACUUCAACAUGCCGGUCCAUAUGGUUCCCACUGAGCUUGUGGAGAAAGAGUUCUGGAGACUAGUCAGUAGUAUUGAGGAAGACGUGACUGUCGAAUACGGUGCAGACAUUCACUCCAAAGAGUUUGGGAGUGGCUUUCCAAUGGUCACUGGUAAAAAAGAGCUCACAAAAGAGGAGGAGGAUUACGCCCGCAGUGGCUGGAACCUGAAUGUGAUGCCUGUACUGGAGCAGUCUCUUCUGUGCCACAUCAAUGGAGACAUCUCUGGGAUGAAGGUGCCGUGGCUUUAUGUGGGCAUGGUGUUCUCAGCUUUCUGCUGGCACAUUGAGGAUCACUGGAGUUACUCCAUUAACUACCUACACUGGGGUGAACCCAAGACCUGGUAUGGAGUUCCCUCUGUGGCAGCAGAGCAACUUGAGGAGGUUAUGAAGAAGCUGACACCAGAGCUGUUUGAGUUCCAGCCUGAUCUCCUGCAUCAGCUGGUCACCAUUAUGAACCCCAAUAUCCUCAUGGCUCACGGUGUACCGGUCGUACGCACCAAUCAGUGUGCUGGUGAGUUUGUCAUCACCUUCCCCAGAGCCUACCACAGUGGCUUCAAUCAGGGUUAUAACUUUGCAGAAGCAGUCAACUUCUGCACUGCAGACUGGCUGCCUGCUGGUCGUUCCUGUAUUGAGCACUACCGACGUUUAAGGAGGUAUUGCGUGUUCUCUCACGAGGAGCUCACCUGUAAAAUGGCUACCAGCCCAGAGAAACUAGACCUUAACCUGGCUGCAGCUACCCAUCGGGAGAUGUUCAUUAUUGUUCAAGAGGAGAGGAAGCUGCGCAAGAGUCUGAUGGAAAGGGGCAUCACAGAAGCAGAGCGGGAGGCAUUUGAGCUGCUGCCUGAUGAUGAGAGACAGUGUGAUAAAUGCAAGACCACAUGCUUUCUCUCAGCUCUGGCCUGCUCCAACUGUUCUGAACGUCUGGUGUGUCUUUAUCACACUCAGGAUCUGUGCAACUGCCCCACUGAUAAACUCUACCUCAGGUACAGAUACACCCUGGAUGAGCUGUUAGCCAUGUUGCAUCGAUUAAAAGUCCGGUCGGAGUCCUUUGAUUCCUGGGCUAACAGAGUAAAAGAGGCUCUUGAGCAGGAAGAGGGAAACAAGAUAGAAAUUCAGGACCUGGAGAAGCUGAAGAAUGAAGCCACAGAGAAGAAGUUUCCUGACAACGAACUUCUCAGGAAGCUCAACACCGUCCUUAAAGACAUAGGAUACUGCCAACAGACAAGUGCUGAGCUCCUCAGUAAUUCAAACACCAGCGAAAACAAGAUUACUUUGGCAGAGCUGAAGUCUGUGGUUGAAAAAAUGCUAAAUCUUCCCUGUGUAAUGAGCCAGCUGGAGAAAGUGCAGGCGGUUCUGGAGACAGUGGAGGAUUACCAAAAACAGGCUCAAGCACUGGUCAAUAACAAGGACUGGAGGAAGGACUCUCCACAGCCUGAACAGCUCCAGACGUUGUUGGAGCAGGGGAGCAAGCUGCCUGUUGUGGUGCCAGAGUGUAAUUUACUCCAGGGCCUUAAGGAGCAAGGCCGUUGGCUGGAAGAGGUGAGGCGCACCCUUGGCACAGAAGGAGGGGAGAGGCAAGAAGUAACAUUGGAUGUAUUGAGGAACCUUAUGGAAGCAGGCUGCAACGUGCCCCAGAGUAUGUCUGUGGAGACGGCCAUGGCUGAGCUGCAGGAACUGCUCACAAUAGCCGAACGUUGGGAGGAAAAAGCGCAGAUCUGCCUGGAACAGAGGCAAAAACAUCCCCUCUCUACCCUGGAGGCAAUAGUAAAUGAGGCUCAGCUUAUUCCAGUCACACUUCCCAACAUUCUGGCUUUACAAGAGUGUCUAACACGAGCUCGGGCCUGGGUAACAGACUUGGAAGAAAUCCAGAAUGGCGAGCAUUACCCAUGUCUGGAUGACCUCGAGGGCCUGGUAGCUAUUGGAAGAGACUUGCCAGUCUUCAUGGAAGAGUUAAGGCAGCUGGAACUGCAGGUGGCCAGUGCUCACUCCUGGAGGGACAAGGCCAGCAAGACCUUCCUGAAGAAGAGCAGCCAGCACAGUCUACUAGAGGUGUUAUGCCCAUGUGCAAAACGGAGAGCGAAGCGAGAUGAGGCCGAGCCGCUGGGUGAUCCUUUAGAUGAUUCUGAUACCAACACUUUGGGGCUUUCUGCUCAGGCCUUGAGGGACCCUGCAGCUAUUGUGAUGGCUUUCAAAGAAGGGGAGCACCAGGAGAAGGACGCACUACUGAGAUUACAGAAAGUGAACAUGUGUAAAUCUGGACGUAACUCUUCAAGUUAUAAGGAGAACGGACGGUGGGAUGACGCCAUGGAGACAAACACAUCUAGCCAUUCCGAGAACUCUGUAAAAGAGAACGGGAGCGAUGGCCACAGCCGUACCGCCUCUCCUCAGUCGAUAUGUGUGUGUGGCGGGCAGCCUCGUGCUCCUCAGCUCCGCUGCCAUCUCUGUAAGGACUGGUUCCACGGUGGCUGUGUUCCUUUUCCCUCCCUGAUGCCCUCCCCUGGACCACCAGUCAACUUUCUCUGCUGGUGGGACUGGGACUCACGCUUCUUGUGUCCUCAGUGUCAACGGUCACGGCGCCCACGCCUGGAGACUAUCCUGGCAUUACUCGUGGCCCUGCAGAGGUUGCCCGUGCGUCUCCCUGAAGGAGAAGCACUGCAGUGUCUCACAGAGAGGGCCAUUACGUGGCAGGGCCGAGCCAAGGAGGCACUGGAGACACCUGAGCUGCAACAGGCACUUCAGAGGCUGGAAGAACUCAAAGAAACUCUCCAGUGUGACUCAGAAAAAGAGAAAGAAGUGGAAAAGGAAACAGAAGGGAAUUCAGUUAUUGUUUUAUCAGACUCAGAGGGAGGGGAAGGAGAGGACGGAGUCAUUGAUCUAACACAGGAUAAUUCACCGAAAAAGAAAACAAAGGAAAGCAACACCACUCAGGCUGGAUGUGAAAAUGGUACCUGCAAAAAGUCCAAUAUUACAGGUGUGGGGUCUCUUCUGCACCUGCUGCCCUCCCUGAAAGGCCAAGUGGUGGAACUGUCCCCAGCCACCAGGGUCCAGCUGGAGAAGCUGCAGCUGGAAGGAGACCUGCUGGAGGUUUCCUUGGACCAGACACAGACCAUCCACAGGGUCCUGCAAGCUGCCUCCGAUCCACCCAGAGAAACACUGCACACACUUAUUCAGAUUGAACUUGAAGAGCAGAGACGAACGAGCUGUGGACGACCCAAGGACUCAAAGAGAAAGAGGAAAGGCCACAGAGGUGGGGGUGGGGACGCAGCAGGAGAAACGUCACUGGAUGCCGCAAAGUCAAAGAAAACCUGUCCUCUCAGACAUAGCGUCCCCCCUCAUCCUCUGGUCCAGACCCACCCAGAGAUUUUGUGAUGCAGUUGACACUGGAUCUCUAUUCAAAUGGAUUAUUGCAAGAAAUUGAAGGGGCAGAGCUUUCUGUGCCAGAAGAUGGUGUCAAGUUCUACAAAGAUGCAGGACAUCCCCCAACCCCCCAUAUAGCCUACUCCCCUCUUCAUCCCUCAUACAUGUACUCAUACACUAACGGAGAAGUGACUUCUGCUACACUCCACUGUUGGAAAACUCAGCAGUAUCUCAUUAUUUCUUUCAGACUCUCCAUCUUACCCAAACUUUCUCCUCCACCUCCUCCAGAUCCAUUUUUCCUUUGAACGUUUUGAGACCGUGUUGGACCGGUAACCGUUAAAGGAGCGUUUUUGGUUUAGAGUUGUCUCUGAGGUCAGUCGGUAUGCUAUGUAUUCCCAACUGUGUUAAAUGCUAGUUCAGCUGAAGCCCGUCUCAGGACCGGCAUCUGCAGUUUUCACUUCACCUGAGCUCACUCGUUGACAUUGGAUAAGCUAUGGGUUUAUUUAGACUUGUUUUGGCAUGAAUCCCAGCGCUGAGGUACAGCGGUGGAUUUUGACUGCUGAUCUGAGACAUCACCAUGGUUACACUUGCUUUUUUUUUUUUUUUUAAAGUUGUAUUUAAUCUUGUGUUUAAAGCUAUUUUGAUGGGAGAUGCAUUUUCAAUAAACUAAGUUUUGGGAAGUGUAAAAAAACAGGCAUUAAUGUUUUUGGUGCUACUUUCCCAAAAUGGAUAUCUGUACCUCUUUGCUUUCUCUUCUUGCUCUUCCUUCCCACAUACCCUUUUGGUUUUUUAGGUCUCAUCCUUUUUGACUCAUCUUCUGUUCAGUUUGACCCUCCUCUUCCUCCAUUUCCCUUUGCAAACCAAGGUAACUUUACUGUAACUCACUUUGUCUUUAGUCAUUUUGUUUAUGGGUUCAAAUGAUUAUAUUAUUAUUAUUGUUGAUAUUGCAGACACACAGCUGUCGUGAGUUUGUGUAUAAACUUUUCAUUUUACUGUUGCCUUUGUUUCUUUUCACUCUUGUUAGGCAAAAUAAAGGUUUAGAAUUGUUUAGGACCUGUGGACUCGUCAUUUCUCGCUUAUUUACAAGCUGCUUUAUCCAGUAAAUUAAAAUCUUGACACAAGCACAAAGCAGGGACCUUGUUUUCAAAAUCACUGCAUUUAUUAAAAAAGCUUUGACUAAAAUGGCAGACAGGACAUCACAAUAUCGAAACAAAUGAGUACACCAUGUUUUUUUUUCUUUUUCUUGGAGGGGGUGCUAUGAUUUUUAGCAAAGUCAUAGAAAGACAUCCACAAGUACAGUAUGUCAAAAGCCUUCAAUGUAAAAGUUCAUGGAAAAACAUUUGUCUCAUUAUCAAACAUGCAUAAAAGGCAAAUGGAAAAACAAAAAGAUUUUUUUUUAUUCGUUAGGUUUUAUAAACAAAUGACUCCAUACAGUUGACAUUCAAGGGAGCAGAACGAGAGCAGACAGCUGAUGAAGCCGUAGGACUUAUUAGGGAGAUUAUUGUUACUAAGAAUCGUGCGAUGGGAAAAAAAAAUCCUUGGACUCAAUAUUAGUCAGUAUGAUGCACUAUAUUUAAUACUAGUUAAAAUCUAGCCGCCUUAGAGAACGCUCUGUGGGAAAAAAAAGACUGUUAAGGUAUUUAAAUAGCAUUUGUGCCUUUUUCAAUGGAACACAUAAAAAAUGGUAGAUUUCUAGUUAUUCAAAUCUUAGCAAAAGCUUCAAUCGCUUCUUUUUUUUUUUUUACUUUGUUCCUGAACACCUUUCAUCUCAGAAGCCUCCACAGCCGUGACUUGCAGCCAGUCUCGGGUAUUAUCACUUUGAGACCUCAACAAUACAAUACUGUUUGACUUCAGCUCUUUGUUUUAUGCUUCUUUAUUCUUUUGGAUAAGAAUUGUGCUUGUAUGAAAGUAAAA
Melanotaenia boesemani (Boeseman's rainbowfish) is the source of this 7072-nucleotide messenger RNA. RefSeq names its product lysine (K)-specific demethylase 5C (gene kdm5c). The coding region runs from base 395 to 5170 and encodes 1591 amino acids. Gene Ontology annotation, cellular component: nucleus. Gene Ontology annotation, biological process: chromatin remodeling. The transcript is spliced from 29 exons. The record is from RefSeq and is a predicted model, not a curated record. NCBI's taxonomy places the organism in Eukaryota, Metazoa, Chordata, Actinopteri, Atheriniformes, Melanotaeniidae. Gene Ontology annotation, molecular function: DNA binding; histone demethylase activity.